CUGGCUCUGGCUCUGGCUCUGGCUUGUCGUCCUCCAUCCAUGCUGCUCCUUCUGCUGCUCCUUCUACUGCUGCUGCUGCGGGUAGUAGUGCUCGUGGUGGUGGUCGUGGUGCAACCACUGCCAAUUCAAGCAACAACGAUUUUCCCGCGCAAAUCCAACAAGCACAGCGAAGAGCGACGCGCGCAUCACGAGCCGCUCAACCGCAGCAGCCACUGCUGGAUCAUCAGGAUCAGACGGCAUCGGCAUCACAAGCGUCGUCGCUGCUGACCGCGCUGAGUGACUGCGAGCACGUCCAUGCGCUGCGACUCACGCGCGGCCGCGUCAAGGCCAUCCUCAACCCGCGCAACUGGAGCUGCGCCGAGUGUGGCACCACAGAGAGUGUCUGGGCUUGUCUAUCUUGUGGCUACAUCGGCUGUGGCAGUGCGGCACAGGGACACAUUCAUACACACUGCGCGAGCAUGCAUCACUGGAUUGGCCUGGAGAUUAAUCAACGCACUGUUCACUGCAAUGCAUGCCAUGCAUUCAUCGCAGUCACCGACCGGCUGCCGGAGCUUUUCGAGCUGUGCGAGUCCCUCUCGGCGAUUGCUACACAACGCGUUUCGGAACCCGUUGUCGGCGGUUUGAGUCGACGAGCUACCGUUCUCGCUCUCUCUUCCGACGAGUCGCUGCUUGACCUCAAUCCCAGCAACGACGACGAGGAUGAAGACUCGGACAGGCGUUUUACCGCAGAGAAGCACUAUGCCUUCUGGCUCAUGUCACGCACAUUCUUACCCUGGAGGGCGCUGGUGGACAAAUCCCGAUCGGAUGGGCCGUUCUUUCCGCCUUCCGACAACAGUGUGCCUGCCUCUCUGAGGACGCCUUCAAAGCCGCCCAGCGCGCAUGACCAGGAUUAUUCCUGGAUUGCCACUCCACUGAUGACGCCCAUCGGCACACCCGUCCACUCUCCUUUGCGUGCCAUGAAGCGUAGAGCCGUGGCACCCGGCCAGUCUGGACUGCGCAACCUUGGAAAUACCUGCUUUAUGAAUGUGAUUCUCCAGUCCUUGAGCCAUGCUCCCAUUUUUCGAGAUUGCAUCCUCGCCCUCUAUCCCUCCAUGCGACGAAACAGUCAAGGGGAUUCAGGCCACGGCCCCUUGAGGCGUGUGGACACUACGGAAUGCUACACCAUCAUGUCGACCCGAAUUUCCGAGCGGAAGAGCAAACAAGAAGCCGAAGUCGGCGCGGUUGAUCCCACAACGAUUCUACAAGCACUGCACUCGUUAAUGAGAAUCAUGUGGUCUGGAAAAUGGGCCGUCGUAACACCGCACGCCAUGCUUCGAGCUGUAUGGGCUUCCAUGCCUGCGUUUCAUGGCUACGAGCAACAGGAUUGCCAGGAGUUUUACUUUUCGAUCGUUUCCGCACUGGAGAAUUCAUUGAAGGCGCUUCAACUGGAGCGCGCGUUUAUUCGUUCAGCAUCCAUUCCUGCAGUCAGACCGGUUGAUAUUGUUUCCCGACUCUUUCUGGGCAAGUUCCGGAACGAGACCAUUUGCCACAAAUGCCACAAUCGAACCUGGCGAUCAGACGACUUUCUGGACGUGGGGCUCGAUUUUCCCAAUACCAGCCCUGCCAAAGUCACUCGAAGUGCCUCCUUUCGAGAGCCUGUUGCCAUUCCUGCGUCACCACUAAUGACCCGCGUCGCUGGAGGCGCUGAGCAGCGCAUUCCGCCUUCGACGCCCAUUCUCGCCGAUCCUGUCCUCUCGUUUGCACCGCUCGCUCUUCGCAGAAACAGCUCUCUUGCCCUUGGCCGCGCACCACCAAUGUCUCCUGCGGUGGCCCUGCUGCAGCGCGAUGCUUCGGCACCUCCGACUCCAACCCGUUCUCUUUCUCCGCUCGUCCCCAACAAUCGUCCAGCUACUCCAACCGUCGAAGCAAUCCAAGGCCCUCGACUUUCCAUGAAACGUCGCCACGAAGAAACCAAACACCACUCUUUGAUCGACCUGAUCGAGCACUUUACUUGUUCGCACCUUCUCGAUGGCCAGUCGUACGACUGCGAGAACUGCCGGAAAGCGACAGCCACGAAUGCGCGCGGAGCAAGUGCUGUGCCAAGCUUGCAGUACGCCUCGCUCAAAACGCGCUUUGAAGAGCUCCCAGUCAUUUUAGUCUUCCACGUGAAGCGAUUCCGCUGGCUCAGCUGGCAGGCGUGCGAAAAGAUCACCCUCCCUCUUUCGUUCCCAGCAGAAUUGGACAUGUCCCCCUUCGUGUACACUUCCGACGGCCAUCCCGAACCGCCUGGCUCGCACCUGUACUCUUUGUUCAGUGUCGUGGAGCACCUCGGAAAGGGCAUCAUUGCGGGACACUACACCAACUAUUGCUAUGACUUUGAAUCGGCCUCUUGGCAGCUGUUUAAUGAUCACCGGGUGAUUUCCGCCACCUUUGCCGAAGUCCAAGCUGCACAGCCCUACAUGCUCUUCUACUUGCGCAAGGGCUCGGCGUCGUAUCUCCUCAGCAACAGCUGGAAGCGCCCGGCAGCUCACACAGGCGUUUCGAGCGGGGCUCUCACGACUCCAGCGAUGGCAUUUUCGACCCAAAGCUCGUCCUCCAGCUCUCCGCAACGGCCUGCACCUUCCGCUUCCACAGAUGUCUUUACACCCCCACUGGCUCGGCGGAAGCGUGUUGGAAAUCUCGAGUUGUGAUGUCGGUUGUAAUAUAAU
Molecule: messenger RNA, 2687 nt
Organism: Capsaspora owczarzaki ATCC 30864
Lineage: Eukaryota; Filasterea; Ministeriida; Capsasporidae
Exons: 14
Coding region: 459-2669 (736 amino acids)
Biological process (GO): protein deubiquitination
Molecular function (GO): cysteine-type deubiquitinase activity
Source: RefSeq, a predicted model, not a curated record